AAAUCAGCGCGUGACAGACGCGCGCUCGUGCGCGCUAAUUACUGUCGAUGAAAUUAGCAGUUAAUAUACGCGUGUACACACGGAAUGGGGGUAGUUUGAUUGGGCCAAUUCGAGGCAAUUCCUGGCGAUUGCUGGUUUCAUUGAGCCUGCGCUUAAGAGCUCAGUGCCACGCUGCCGGUCAACGGACAUGGAUCUCUUCGAAAGUAUAGGAACUCUUACCUUUCUCAUUCUUCCGAUCGAUCAUCUUCUCAUGAAUCGAUCGAUAAUUCCGUUCGAUUUCUUAUCUCGACUAAAGUGGAUACCGGAAGAGGGAUAAUCUUGCCGAUAAUUCGAACAUACGGCGGUUAAAAUUGCGGGAUGAUUUGAAUUCGUUGGUAGUGCAUGGGACGCGAUGAAAUUAUUGUGCAUUUGGUACAGGACCUGUGACGCGAUGAAUGCACGUCGAUCAUCACUGAGAGCGUUAUGUGAUCUCUCGAAUCGUUUAAUCGAGGUUCAAGGUUUCAGUUCAAGGACUUCUGCGAACGAACAGAUAUGAAAUGGAUAGCUAAUACGGAUACGUUUGAUGUGACUGAGGUUAGAAUGAAAAUAACGUGGAAUUUGUGGAAGUUGAACAGAUUGAUUAGAAAUUGAUAGUGUGUGAUUCAAGAUGAAUUGAAUGGAUUAUGAGAUUAUUAUAAAGCGCAAAAUUUAAUUCUAGUAGAAUUAAAUUUUCAGGUAAAGUAAUAAUUACCUUUUAAUAUGAAAUUGGAUUUUGGGAUUUUUUUUUUUCUAAUUUGAAGAAGUAUAAUUAUAUUAUUAUAUUACAAUUAUUAAUAAUAUAUAUUAAUCAUUGAUUAUGAUUAUUUAUAUCUAUUCUAUAAUUAUUUUCUUUACAUUAAUUAAUUAUGGACUGCCAUAAUCUAUAAUCAUAAAGAUAAAAAUUGAAAUGUAGAUUCUGUACAUCUUAAGUAAUAAAUAUAGUUCAAAUAAUUCGAUACUGCAGAAAUUAUACUGCAAAUAAUAUCAUAUUCCAGAAUACAUAUAGCAUGAACUAAUCCAGUUUUCUGCGUAAAACUAUAACAUAUUCUGCGACAAAUAUAAAUUCUAUUAUAUUUUACAUUAUUAUUUCACAUCGUUUAAAUUAAUAAGAACAAUCUAAGUAUUUAAAUAUUUCGGAGACUUACAUUACAUUAGUUUUUACAAAAUCUGAAUUUUAAAAAAUAUCAAAAAAUAAAAAUAAUUAAAUAAAAAAUCAAACACCCAUUUAUUUCUUUGAAAUUUAAAAGUUAAAAUUAAAAUUAACGAAAGAUAUAAUAAAUUAUUAUUCAAAUUCUAAAAUUAUUAUUAAUUUUCAUUUAGUAUCGUUAAUAAAUAUGAAUGUGCAAAAAUUCAUGCGCGUAAAAAUUUCUAGUCAUCGACGAAGACAACAACAUUUAUCGUAUAAAAAUAUAAAAGAUAAAUUAAAAUUAAAAUCUAAAAUUCUGAAAAGAUUCGAAUCUUUUAAUUAAAUUUUAACGAUCAUAAUACCAGUUAAUGAUAAGAAUUAAAAUCCUCCCAAAACCACCUUUCUGUCCUCUAAACAGCGAUCAAGAGUCCAUUAUUCUCUCCGCCAUGAUCUCCGUUCCAAGAAAUAUCGGGGUCGCAUUAGGUCAAGCGCAAGGGGUCCAUAGUCGAAGUGGAAGCCUCUGAUGCACAAUUUCCCAUCACCACAUCUCCUGAUCGUGCACAACCCAACCCGCUCCAAUUCCCACAUACCCCUCCAUACUCGUUAAAAAUGUUAUCUAAAGCACACUACGGACUGAGGCGGUGUUCUCCAACCAUCGGGGGCGGUCGCAAUGAUGUGGUUGUGGCAUAGCCACGAGACCAACGAGAAACCCGACAGAGACAUCAACGAAGAAGAUCAAUGAACACUUCUCUCUGUCUUUCUCUCUACAUGCAUACGCACACACAUAUACAUAUAUACACCCGAUGCAAUGAAGAAUCACGAAGUGGUUGGUAACAUAGACAGAGAAAAGGUAAAGAAAAGAAAGAAAAAGAAAGGAAGAAGUAAAGGAAGAGUAGGAGAAGAGGGGUGGAGAGCAAAUACUCUCUCUCUCUUUCUCUCUCUCUCUUUCUCUCUGUGCAAGGAGAUUAAAAACAGAGAUGAAGAGACGAAUCUUGUGCAGAAUGAAAAGGGAGAAAAAGAGAAAGAAAGAGGAAGAAAAACAGGAGGCACAGCAUACCGCGCCCGCAUAAAACGGCUGUCCUCUCAUGGAGCACGUAUGGCAUAGUAGGUGCUACAGGAUUGGUUGGCUUCCAUGUGUGGGGGCGGCCUGACCGGCAACCCGUUGAAAAUAUAAGCGUGUGUGAGUGUCGGUUGAUUAGCCAGAGUCAGAACGGAUCGUCGCUUAGUGCGACAGUGUCUGGUUAGUUAAGCAGCUCUUGUUGUUUCGCGCGAUCAACUCACCCGUUUGUCGAUAGAUAAGAAAAUUGGGGAAACCCGUGACGAUCAAUAUACAGAGAUUCUUUCAUCUUCCUGGAUUAAUCUUCUUUUUUUUUUUUUCUUUUUGUUUUUUUAUCAACAACAAUUUCAAUAUACUUUAAAGAGAGAUUCCUCCAAAGUAUUCGGUUUCGCUGUUACAAUCUGUUCAUGUGUCGACGACACAAUGCUGGCUCGCUUCGUUAGCUCGAACUAAUCAAAAUUAAUCAUAACCCGGGCAACAAUUGAUCGCAAUUGGCUUGGAUUCCAUUACGGAGGACGCGCGAACCGCCAUCCUGCGCGCGCCUUUUUGCAUAAUUGGCCAGCCGGAUUGUUGGAGGUCUUGACGAAGAAGAAACCGAGGGAAUCGGUAGCAAUAAAGAGAGCAGGAAGUGAAUGAAAAUUGUCACCGUUGAUCCACGUAAUUUAUUGCAAUCGGAGUAAUCAGACGCGAGAAUAAGAAAUGAAUUUAGGAGGUUAAAAGAAAGAAAUAUUUUUUAUUAGUAAUAAGAAGAAAUAUUUUAUUGUUGGGCUCUUUAAAUUUUAAAAUAAAAGAAGGAAGAAGAAAUAUCGAAAGAGAGGAAAUAUGUGAUCGAAAGGAAGAGAAGUUUGUGUCGAUUCAUUGUGAUUCAAGAAAUGAAAUGUUCCUCGACGAUUGAAAAUCGAAACUGUUGAAAAAAGAAAGAAAUAAAUACAAAUAUAUAUUGAAGAUCGAAAGAAAAAGUUAUUAUAUAUUUAUUAACACGAAUCUACUUGCUUGAUUCUAGUGAAACCAUGUGCCUAUUAAAAUUCUAAGAACAGAAGAAUUUAUUGUUUUUUAAUAUCAGAAGAAUAGUCUAAAAUUAUUUUUUAUAUAAAGAAUCUUUAGAAAAUAAAUUAAUAUUUAAAUUCUAAAAGGAUAUUUCAAUUAAUAAAAAAAUGGACGGAGGUCCUUUCGAUGAUCCGAUCUUCUCUGAUUUCGGCGGUCGAGGAGGUUCCGGGGUUCACAGUAUUCAAGUGAUGCUCGGUCUUCAUGGUGGACACCACGGUGGCGACUUAAUGCCCACUGGAGGCCAUCUUCACAAAUUAGAUUCUUCCAAUAGUCCACCGCCUCAUCAUCAAACGUCUCAUCAUCAUCUGCAACAACAACAACAGCAACAACAGAAAGAGUUGAAAGAAUUGGAAUUGGCUGGAAUGUAUGCUCCUCUUCCUCAGACGCAGGAUGUUACUACUUCGACGUCUACCACUGCGACCCCGACCUCAACGACAUUGCAACAGGGUCUUCAGCUUGGAAAUGCUUUGAAAAGGAAGCCGGAGGAUCCGAUGAAUACUCUUGCUCCAGUUAGUAGCGAACCACAACCAGCUAAGAAAGAUUCCAAGAAAAAAACCGACAAUAAUGGAAUCAAAAAGAAGAAAACUAGAACGACAUUUACCGCUUAUCAAUUGGAAGAAUUAGAAAGAGCAUUCGAACGUGCGCCAUAUCCUGAUGUUUUUGCACGAGAAGAACUUGCUUUAAAACUUGCGUUAUCAGAGUCAAGAGUUCAAGUAUGGUUUCAAAACCGGCGUGCAAAAUGGCGAAAGAGGGAACCUCCGCGUAAAACUGCUGGUUAUGGUAUGGCUGCUGGUUCAGCAAGCCCUGGUUUAUCAGGAUCGUUUACUUCACUGAACAAUACUCUUAAUCCAUUCGCCUCGCCGACAACAGCGACAGCACCACCGGAUGCCUGGGCAUAUUCUCCAGCUUACGAUUUGGCACCGCAUCUAAAUCUACUUAGCCCGUCUAACUCUCCAUACUCAACCUCCUUUGGUGGGCCAAGCAACAACGGAUCGGCAUACUCGUACGCGACAAUGCUUCCACAACACGAUGCCUCGUUAUUUUCCACACCAUCAGGCAAUACAAUGCGCGUGCACCAGGACUAUAUGAAUGCUAGUAAUAGUCCACCACCACCUCUAACUCGUAACGACUAUCAGACUAUGGUAACUACCCACUCACCACCCACUCAUCUGACCAAUUCCAUGUCCGAGGAAGAACAUCAACAGAAUAAGCAAUUGGAUUAUGUCAGUGGUCUUAGUCCAGCGGAUAAAUAUCAGCACGAACAACCUGAUUACACCCAACAGCAGCAGCAACAGCAACAACAACAGCAACAACAACAAGACCAAAAACAAGAAUAUGGAAUGCACUCACCACAAGGACGUCAAGGGAUGAAAGAGCAAGUGAUGGUGAAGAGCGAACCAACUAGUCAAAACUACGUGCAGUUGCCUCCUUUUCUGAACUGACUCGAAACCUCCGGUCUAGAUUUGCUCUAGAACAACUGGUGGUUCCGAUUUGGAAUAAAUUUUCCUUGACAAAGGAAUAUUAAAUUCAUGAUAAGAUUGUAUGAACGUGCUUACUGAUUUUCCAUCUUUGAAUUUCUUUUAUUUGAGCUAAAAUAAAAAUAAAAUCGAAGGCUUUGUUUUAAUUAGAGUUAUAAUUUUAAAAAUAAAAAAAAGUUUUUUGAAAAUUAUUUUUAUUUAUAAAUUUUAUUUGUAUUAAUCGUAAAUGUAUCAAUUCUCUUUAAUACAAUUUUAUACUGUAUCAUAUAGAUUUAAACAAUGAUUAAUGAGAUUAAUUGGAAUUAUUCUUUUGCAAAGUUUAAUGUUAAGAAUAUGAUAAUCAUUAAUUUGUUUUAAUAAUAAAAAAAAACACGUUAUAAUAAAAUACGUUAUAAAACGUUAUAAUAAACGAACGUGUAAAAAAAGAAAAUUAAUUAUUUUAGAAAAUUAAUUGAAUAAGAGCAUUCCAGUGCCUUAAAAAUAUAGGUUUAAGGUAUGAGUACUUUUGUAUUAUUUGUCCUUUUUUCAAAAUUAUUAAGUAAAAUUGAAUAAGAAGUUUAUUCACGUAUUUUAUAAUGUAUAUCAACUAUAUGCAUAUCUGUAUAUACAUGUAUAUAAAAAAAUAUAAAACAUCUGAAUUUAUAAAAUUUUAUACAAGAAUAUUUCAGAAAUUUUGUAUUCUAUUUUCCUUUUUAUAAUGCUUAAAAAUAAUUGCAUCUAAAUGCAACUUAAAAAUUAAAAUAUGUAAUCACUCAUUUAACAAUGAUGUGUCUUAAAUAAAUAACUAUAAUUUCAUAUAUUAAUUUGUUCAUUGGAAUUGUAUGUGAAUAUAAUUUUUAAUAAAUAUUCAAAAUAGAAAUACUUAA
Apis cerana (Asiatic honeybee) is the source of this 5592-nucleotide messenger RNA. It is a transcript of the gene repo, whose product is annotated as homeobox domain-containing protein reversed polarity. Lineage: Eukaryota; Metazoa; Arthropoda; Insecta; Hymenoptera; Apidae. The record is from RefSeq and is a predicted model, not a curated record. Gene Ontology annotation, biological process: regulation of DNA-templated transcription. Gene Ontology annotation, molecular function: sequence-specific double-stranded DNA binding; DNA-binding transcription factor activity, RNA polymerase II-specific.